Messenger RNA from Beta vulgaris subsp. vulgaris (sugar beet), 1348 nucleotides. Its product is annotated as ADP-ribosylation factor 1. The transcript has 9 exons. The record is from RefSeq and is a predicted model, not a curated record. Gene Ontology annotation, cellular component: cytoplasm; Golgi apparatus. Gene Ontology annotation, biological process: vesicle-mediated transport; intracellular protein transport. The coding region runs from base 360 to 908 and encodes 182 amino acids. NCBI's taxonomy places the organism in Eukaryota, Viridiplantae, Streptophyta, Magnoliopsida, Caryophyllales, Amaranthaceae. Gene Ontology annotation, molecular function: GTP binding; GTPase activity.
ACAAGAAAAAAAAAAGGUACUUGUGUUGUGAACAGAAAAAAAAGAAGAGAGAGAGGGGAUAGGGAAUAGAAAAAUGGGAAAGAAAGGAUUUGUCAUUUUUCAACACUUGUUCCUCCGCUUCAAUUCUUUCCGCUAAUCUUUCAAGUAAUUCUCACUCCAAACUCCAAAGUCCAAACAAUAAAUAAAUAGAAGAAAAAAAAGCUCCUGAAUUUAUAAUUUAUACGGUUUUUGUCGAAAUAUUGUUGCUCGCAUCACUCAGUGAGAAGAAUUGAACAUACCAAAAAUAAAUUCUGCAACUUGUUUAGAUCUUACAUCAUCUUGAUCUAUUCCCAUUUGAUGCACUGAACCUUAAAUUUCAAAUGGGAAUUUUGUUUACUCGUCUUUUUUCUUCCCUUUUCGGCAAUAAGGAAGCUCGAAUCCUUGUUCUUGGCCUUGAUAAUGCUGGGAAAACAACUAUUCUCUAUCGGCUUCAGAUGGGUGAAGUAGUCUCUACUAUACCAACUAUAGGAUUCAAUGUGGAAACUGUGCAGUACAAAAACAUUAAAUUUCAAGUGUGGGAUCUGGGUGGGCAGACAAGUAUAAGACCUUACUGGAGAUGUUAUUUUCCAAACACUCAAGCCAUAAUUUAUGUGGUGGACUCAAGUGAUACUGAUCGGCUUGCCAUAGCCAAGGAUGAAUUCCAUGCAAUCUUAGAGGAAGAAGAAUUGAAGGGUGCAGUGGUCCUAAUUUUUGCUAACAAGCAGGAUCUGCCUGGUGCACUUGACGAUGCUGCUGUCACCGAGCAAUUGGAGCUGCACAAGAUCAAAAGCCGGCAAUGGGCUAUCUUCAAGACUUCUGCCACCAAAGGAGAAGGCCUUUUUGAGGGCUUAGACUGGUUGAGUAAUACAUUGAAAUCUGGAAGUGGUUAAGUUCUCUCUAAAACGAGUAACGAGAAGUCAUGUAGCUGAUGAGGAGCGAGAAUGAGUUCAUAUUUGGUAGUGAGUAGUGUUACUUUGUGAUUGAUAUUUGAGAUCGGAGGAAACCAUAAUUUUUCAUCGUUGGUUGCAUUUCACCGCCAAUAGACAUAAUUUUUUUGUCCCCCCUUAUAUGAAAGAAAUUAUUGGAGCUUGCAAUCUCAUUACUCAAGUCAUAAUUUAAUUCUUGGUUUUUCAUAUAUAUAUGUAAUUUAGUACAGUAGUACAUAAUAACUAAAACUUGUGUAAGAUGGUAUCAUCUCAUGUAUCACUUGGUGAGAGUGGGAUGCUUGUUUUCAUAUAAAAACAUUGAGGUGAAUGAGAAUGCACUAUCAGACUAUAUACUAUAUAGUCCCUCUUCGUAUAACAUUAUAAACAGGCAGACUAUGCUCAUA